CGCCGAAGGAAAAGAGGCUGCGGGAGAGUGGCGGGGGGACAUCCAGACGUGCCCCAGAUCCGGAACCUCGGAGCCCUCGGCAGCCUUUGCAGGCCAGGAUUUCCUCUGUGGGGGAAAGGAGGGAGGGAGCAGAAGGACUGGCAGGGAUUUGUACUGCGACCCAAAAAAUGGUCCCAUAAAGGAAGAGGCCCCUGGGGCACUUUGGAGUUGCUCUGCCAGAGAGACGAAGGAUGGAGACACCCCCUUUGCCUAAGGAGGGGAGCAGAAGAGGCCCCGCGGCUCUUCAGCCUGGGAACUGUGGGGAGAGCUGGACCAGAACCGGACAGAAGGUCCUGCAGGAGGGAAUCAUCCUCCCUUCAGAAGUUCCGCCCUGGAGCUCCAUCCAAUAUCGGGAGGCUGAGGGUCCCCGAGGACUUUGCAGCCGACUCUAUGAUUUGUGCAGGCGAUGGCUGAGCCCAGGAAAACACAGCAAAGCCCAGAUGCUGGACCUGGUGGUUCUGGAGCGGCUCCUGACUCUCCUACCCCCAGAGAUGGAGGGCUGGGUGCGGGAGUGUGGAGCAGACAGCAGCUCGCAGGCGGUGGCCCUGGUGGAAGGCUUCCUCCUGAGCCAGGCGGAGGAGCAGAAGGAGCAGUUCCAGCAGCAGUGCUGCACUGUGGAGAUCAGAGAUCCUGAGGGAAAGAAGAACCCAUCUAAUCCCCCUCAGGAGCUAUUUUUCAGGAGGAUCCCUUGGGAAGAUCAAAGCCAGGAUAUCUCAGGAGAGAAACAAAGAAUGAAGCUUUAUGGUUUUUACGAUGGAGAUCAAACAGCGGUUAAACCUCCAAAUCAAGACGGUCUUGUGUCCUUUGAGGAGGUGGCUGUGUAUUUCUCUGAGGAGGAAUGGUCUCAGCUGGAUCCUGACCAGAAAGCGCUGCAUUCGGAUGUCAUGCUUGAAAACCAUAGGAACGUGGUCUCUCUGGGUAAUAAUGGGCAGGAUAAUCAAGAUUCCUGUGAACUAUUCCAAGUGAUCAAUGCUAAAGAUGCAAUGGAGAAGUUUGGAAUUCAAAUGAAAUUUGAAAGCCAUGACAGAAACCAGUCAAAGAAUUGGACUCAGGAAAGCUCAUCUUCCACUGAUGCUCCGAUGCAAGACUUUCUUGCCCAACAAGAGAAAAUAAGGAAAAAAUAUACCGGAAAAAGUGUGAAGCUAAUCAAAGCUAAAGUGCAAGUAAAUGAACUCCAUUUAACCCAAAACAAAGAAGAAGAUGCUAUAAGAAGAUACAAUGGACAAAAUUACAAUGGGACAUUCCUUUUUUCUCUUGGGAAUAAGUUCCUUACAUCUCAAAAAGUGAUUGAUGUAAAAGGGAAGCCUUAUAAAUGUUUGGAAUGUGGAAAAUGUUUUAGAACAAGCAGGCAACUUACUUCCCAUGAAAGGAUCCACACAGGGGAGAAGCCGUAUAAAUGCAUAGAGUGUGGAAAGAGGUUUGCUCAUGGCAAUGGACUUAUAAGCCACAAAAAGAUCCACUCAGGAGAGAAACCAUUUAAAUUCAUGGAGUGUGGAAAGACCUUUGCUCAUAGCAAUACACUUACUGUCCAUAAUAGGAUCCACACAGGGGAGAAACCAUAUAAAUGCAUGGAAUGUGGGAAGAUGUUUGCUCAUGACAAUGGACUUAAAAGCCACAAAAUGAUCCACUCAGGAGAGAAACCAUAUAAAUGCAUGGAAUGUGGAAAGACCUUUGCUCAUAGCAGUACAGUUACUUCCCAUGAAAGGAUCCACACAGGGGAAAAGCCAUAUAAAUGCAUGAAGUGUGGAAAGACGUUUACUUGUGGCAGUGGACUUAGAAUCCAAAAAAAUAUCCACUCAGUAGAGAGGCCAUUUAAAUGCAUGGAAUGUGGAAAGACCUUUGCUCAUAGAUGUAAUCUUAUUUCCCAUAAGAGGAUCCACACUGCGGAGAAACCAUAUAAAUGUAUGGAGUGUGGAAAGACAUUUACUCAGUGCAGUGGUCUUAGAAACCAUAAAAAGAUCCACUCAGGAAAGAAGUCAUUUAAAUGCAUGGAAUGUGGAAAGACCUUUGCUCAUAGAUGUCAUCUUAUUUCCCAUAAAAGAAACCACAAAGGGAAGAAGCCAUAUAAAUGCAUGGAGUGUGGAAAGUCCUUUCCUCGAAGAGGUUAUCUUAUUUCCCAUAAGAGGAUCCACACAGGGGAGAAGCCAUAUAAAUGCAUGGAGUGUGGAAAGAGUUUUGCUCAUAGUUGUACACUUACUUCUCAUGAAAGGAUCCACACAGGGGAGAAGCCGCAUAAAUGCAUAGAAUGUGGAAAGACCUUUGCUCAUACAUGUGGUCUUAUUUCCCAUAAAAGAAGCCACACAGGGGAGAAACCAUAUAAAUGCAUGGAAUGUGGAAAGAGUUUUACUCAUAGUAGUACACUUACUGUCCAUAAUAGGAUCCACUCAGGAGAGAAACCAUAUAAAUGCAUGGAGUGUGGAAAGACCUUUUCUCGUAGUAGUGGACUUAGAAGACAUGAAAAGAUCCACUCAGGAGAGAAGCCAUUUAAAUGCAUGGAGUGUGGAAAGACCUUUGCUCAAAGUAGUAGACUUAGGGGACAUGAAAAGAUCCACUCAGGAGAGAAGCCAUUUAAAUGCACACAAUGUGGAAAGACCUUUGCUCGUAGUAGUCGACUUAGAAGACAUGAAAAGAUCCACUCAGGAGAGAAGCCAUUU
Molecule: messenger RNA, 2693 nt
Organism: Notechis scutatus (mainland tiger snake)
Lineage: Eukaryota; Metazoa; Chordata; Lepidosauria; Squamata; Elapidae
Source: RefSeq, a predicted model, not a curated record